This is a messenger RNA of Anoplophora glabripennis (Asian longhorned beetle), 1455 nucleotides long. RefSeq names its product lipase member N-like. The transcript is spliced from 7 exons. The coding region runs from base 67 to 1290 and encodes 407 amino acids. NCBI's taxonomy places the organism in Eukaryota, Metazoa, Arthropoda, Insecta, Coleoptera, Cerambycidae. The record is from RefSeq and is a predicted model, not a curated record.
UAGGUCUAAUAACAGCGCAGUAUUAUUUCCCAUGAAGUACGAACAACUUCAGGAAUAGUCAAGAGAAUGUUUUCUUUCUUACUCUUCGUUUUAUUUUCAUGCAGCAGUUAUAUUUACUGUAUAGAAGUUUGUGAAGAUUUCAAAUAUUAUGUCAAACCUGACGAUAAACAUUGUCACGAUAAUCCUGACGGUGAAAGAAAUUUGACGGAAAUAUUAAAGAAUUGGAAGGGCGUUACAGUCGAAGAACACAAUAUUUUCACUAAAGAUGGAUAUCAGAUUUUGAUAAAUAGGGCAUAUACCCAUAAGGAUAAAAAUCCAGUUGUGCUGGGGCCCGGCGCAUUUUUUACGACCUUAGCAUUUGCCAACAGAGGAAACAAGUCUCUAGCACACCAUCUCAUACUUGAGGGUCACGACCUAUGGAUAGUCAAUUUUAGAUCAGGUCCUUACAGUAGAGGGCAUAAAAGCCUUAAAGAUACAGAUGAAAAAUAUUGGCAAUUCAGCCUUUACGAAAUGGCGGUAUAUGAUUUGGACUCUGCUUUGGAACUUGUUAUGGAAAAAGCUGGCAAAAAAGGCAUUUACAUAGGACAUGGAGGUGGAAGCACAAUAGGAUACAUAUACAGCUCGGUUAAAGUAGAGGCAGCCCAAAGUAAUUUAAAAGGAAUAAUUGCAUUGGGACAUUUGGCUUACAUGGAUGGAACUAAAUCAUAUUUAAGGUUUCUUCUGCCACUAGUAGAUUAUCUUAAGCCAGUGAUUAAUCAGAGGUUACACGGCGAAUUUCCGUUGGACUGGGGAGAAUUAAAAUGCGAAUCGCUCCUUGAUUACUAUACGUACGAAAUCGGAAAGGUGCCAAUUUAUGGCGAUGAUUUUGCCGAAAUUGAUCCAGUUUAUCUUCCAAUAAUGCGGACUCAGAAUAAGCAAAAAAGUGUUGGAGUUAACGUCCUGAUACAUCUUUACCAAAUUAUGAAGUCGAAGAAAUUUCAAGCCUUUGAUUUUGGAGCAGCUGUUAAUCAACAAAAAUAUGGCCAGUCAACCCCACCAGAAUACAACAUCUCUGCCAUACCAGUUCCUGUAACAAUAUUUUUAGGAAAUAACGAUUGGAUAGCAACAAACCCAAAUGCCCAACGAUUUUAUAGUCAACUAAACCCAGAUGUACAAUGUGGAUAUAAAACAGUAGAGUGCAGUAAAUGGAAUCACAAUGACUUCAUAGAAGCUAAAGACAUAGAACUAUUUUUGUAUGGGCCACUUUUCGAAGCAAUUGAUAAUAUGAGCUUCGGGAUGUGUGUCAAAUAAUUGUAUGAGAUGACUAAAGUUGUACCAAUGAUCUAUAUUUUUUAAGAAAAUAUAGUUAAGGGGAUAGAAUAUUGCGCUUUUCAGAACGUAUAUUGACUUUGGUAUAACUUGCUAAUUGGUGUAUUGUUUUGCAAAUAAAAAAGAGUUUAAUUAAUUAAUUACAAA